AUGUUCGACAAACAUGUUUACGACGUAUCCACACGUUUGCCAAUCAGUCAGUGGUACGCGCGAGCUUGCGGCUUACGGGCCAAUUGCGGGCGGCGCAAGGAGUUACUAGUGGCUAUUAUUAUUAUACUCUACGCCAAUGUUACCGAUCCAAAAUUUGUCUCGGAGGUAAAUAUGAUUUCAGAAGUUGAGUUUCCUACCAAUUCUAAUUCGAAAAAAUACGAAAGUUUUGAAACUGUAAUUGCUUUAAGAUAUAGUGAAGCAACAGUCAAAAGUGAGCGAAGAGACGAAGGAAAGAGCACUUGA
This is a messenger RNA of Parnassius mnemosyne (clouded apollo), 303 nucleotides long. The record is from the annotation of a GenBank genome assembly. NCBI's taxonomy places the organism in Eukaryota, Metazoa, Arthropoda, Insecta, Lepidoptera, Papilionidae.